Messenger RNA from Lactuca saligna, 1972 nucleotides. NCBI's taxonomy places the organism in Eukaryota, Viridiplantae, Streptophyta, Magnoliopsida, Asterales, Asteraceae. The record is from the annotation of a GenBank genome assembly.
AUGGUGGCGAAAGCAACGGGGCAACCCAAGAUUGAUUGUUUCAACUGCCGAGUGUUUCCAAUAGUGUCCACUACCAACUCCCAAAAUCAAUCCAUACAUUAUCGCCUGCCAAUUCACUUCAGAUCGGAGGGAUUCUGUUUGGGGAAAAUGGGGAAGGAGAAGAAAUCCGGUGGAUGUUUCGGGUGGUUUAUUGUGCUAAUUGUAGUGGGGGCUAUCGCGUUAGCAUUAGGGCUCACACUGAGGAACAAAUUUCACAAGGGUGACGGUGAUGCUCCUGUUCCUGGUCCUCCCGGAGCUGUUACGAAAAAGUACGGGGAUGCUCUCGAGGUUGCCCUACAGUUCUUCGAUAUCCAAAAAUCUGGGAAGUUGGAGAAUAACGAAAUAUCAUGGAGGGGGGAUUCAGCUCUACAAGACGGAAAAGACGCUGAUUUAGAUCUUUCUAAAGGAAUGUAUGACGCCGGAGAUCAUAUGAAGUUUCAAUUUCCGAUGGCUUACACAGCCACCGUUCUUUCAUGGGCAAUCCUCGAGUAUGGAGAUCAGAUGAAUGCAGCGGGUCAAUUAGAAUCCGCCAGAAACUCACUCAAAUGGCUCACCGACUACUUCAUCAAUGCUCACCCUGAACCUAAUGUUCUCUACGUUCAGGUCGGUGAUCCAGAUCUUGACCACAAAUGUUGGGAUCGACCUGAAGAUAUGACUGAAAAAAGGCCUGCGAUACAAAUAAACGCAUCUUCCCCAGGAUCAGACGUUGCAGCUGAAACUGCAGCAGCAAUGGCAGCUGCUUCACUGGUGUUUAAGUCUAACUCUGGUUAUUCAAGCUCGCUUCUUAAACAUGCUAAAGAGCUGUUUACUUUUGCGGAUCAAAAUAGAGGUCUUUAUAGUGAAAGCAUCCCUGAAGUUCAGACUUAUUACAAUUCAACCGGUUAUGGUGAUGAGCUUUUGUGGGCAGCUAGUUGGCUUUAUCAUGCAACAAAAGAUCACACGUAUCUUGAUUAUGUAACGGGAAGUAACGGUGAAAGUUAUGCUAAUUGGGGAAGUCCUACUUGGUUCAGUUGGGACGAUAAACGCCCCGGGACUCAGGUUCUUUUAUCGAGGGUAAGUUUCUUUGAUUCAAAAGUUGCUUCAAAUGCAAACCUCCAAAAGUACAAAAAAACUGCUGAGGCUGUAAUGUGUGGCCUCCUUCCAAAAUCCCCAACAGCAACAGAAAGCAGAACAAAAGGUGGCCUUUUAUGGAUCAGCCAAUGGAACGCUUUACAGCAUCCAGUAGCUUCUGCUUUUUUAGCAGUCAUUUACAGCGAUUACAUGCUCACAUCUAGCACUCAAAAAAUCCACUGUGAUUCCAACUCUUUCAGAGCAGCAGAUCUUAGAAAAUUUGCCAUGUCACAGGCGAACUAUGUGUUGGGAGACAAUCCAAUGAAGAUGAGUUAUUUAGUUGGAUAUGGUGACAAAUACUCACAAUUUGUGCACCAUAGAGGAGCUUCGAUACCUGUUGAUGCAACCACAAAUUGCUCUAAUGGUUGGCAAUGGCUGGAAUCGGAUACACCGAACCCUAAUGUUGCAACCGGAGCGCUUGUUGGAGGACCGUUUUUGAACGAGACAUUUGUGGAUUCGCGGAAUAAUUCUAUGCAGACUGAACCGAGUACUUAUAAUAGUGCGGUUAUUGUUGGGCUUUUAUCGGGUUUGGUUACAACUUCAUCGGUUGUUACAUCCUUCACGUAAUAAUGGUCUUGUUACACAUUAUUUUUAUUAUUUUUUUAAGCAUGAGUGCUGCUAUUGUAACUGUAAUGUUGUGUAAGGGGCUAGGUGAUUACACGUUAGAAUUAUAAAAGUUAUGUGGUGACUGGUGAGUGUAUAUAGUCCUAGUUACAUUGAUUGUUAUUUGUCAAUUGGUUUUGAGUUGAAAUUCUAAGCUCUAGUACGAUUUUUAUGUGAAACUAUAUUAUGUGUUGGAACUCAAAAAUGUGGUUGUGUGUAC